UUAUCAGUUAGUCACUUCUUAGUUAGCCAGGUUUUAAGGCAAUUUUAGUUAGGUAUUUGUCAUUAUCCUACUAAAACUGAAAAGUUACAAAAUCUGGGCACAGUAGGUUAUUAAAAAUUGCAGAUAAUAUAUUGGUUUUCAUCCAUCUUUUGGUCCGAAUUUGUUUGGCAAGGUACGGGAUUUGGACUAUUGCGAAAAUGUUUCUGGAGCUAGUGGAAAUUACCAUGGAUUUCAAAACUCAAUUUUUGAAUUUGAAUGGUGUGCAUUACAAAGAGGUGAAAACGAGUUUCUACAAAUUGUUACACUGCACAGAUCCUCUAGUUCUCGUCCAGCAGCUUCCUGAUAUUCAGCCAAAAAACCACCUGCAGAGAAUUUUCUAUGUAGAUAUUUUAAUCCGGGCGAAACAAGUGAAGGCACUGGUCAAAAUUUUACAAGACGGCAACGUGGUUCUAGUUAGCAAGAUAUUAAAAGAGAAAUGGUUUUUUGAGGAAGCAUUUAAGGCGAUGAGCGCAAGCGAGAUUGUUAAUGAUUUCUUACCGACCCUGUCAUACCCCAUAAAAAUGAAGUUGCUGAAAAAACUCGCGUUGAGCCUUAGUGAGGCCAGGAUGGACGAAGUUUUCGAUUGUUUACUUCAAAGAUAUGGACUAUUCAUUGCAAAACAGUUUCUCUUUAGCUGCUCUGCUCCCAAAAUCCAGCAAGUUUUACGAGACAACGAAAUCACUUUAACCGUCGAGCAACUUAGACGACUUUUAGCUAAAAAUAGUGAUUUAGUAAAGAGCUACAUGGAGAGCUACAAGAAGCACUUUGGGCACGACUUCGACAACUACAGCUUUCUGUCUUACGUAGCCGCCAAGCGCCCUCAAUUGUAUUUCGAAUUCGGAAUGCAACAUAUUGAUCAUGUGAAAGUGGGGCGACAAACUACCAAAUCGUUGCUGCGACUCAACAAGGAUGAGGCACUGAAAAAUGAGAAAACUGUCUUGGCCAGACUGAACAACAGUGUUGUGGCCAGACAAGUACAAGAGCAGCAUUUGCACAAAUACCUGCCCGAAAAACUGAAUAUUACAUUGAAUACAAAGUUGCUGAGAUUUCUCAAAAAAUUUCCACAGAAGAAGCGAAUGUCAAUAUUGUCAAUGUUGUUCCAGAAGACUCACAAUGACGACAUUCUAAAUCAUCUGGCCUUGUUCCAGGAAUCUUUUGCCGCAGUUUUUCCCCAAGAUGUUCGGCGAACUUGGGCCAAACUACUGUUUGAGAAAACCAAUGAUUUCGCCUUUAUCAUUCAUUUUGAAAGCAGGGAAGGUUUUCGGCUGAUAAAGGAGAAGAUUGAAGUAACUGCUGACAAAAGCACCAGACGAGAUUUGCUGGCCUACUUGAUUGAAAUGUGCCAUGCAAAUAAAGAUUAUCAUUGCUACGAAAGCGUGCUAAGGUAUAUUAGCAUUCGUCAUCGCAAUGAAGACACCUGCAUCAGGCAACAGCUGCUGCACAAAAUCGGUCGAACGAUUGACGACGAUUUAACUACCGAUGGUUUCUGGGAUGCUGUGAAAGAACUCGUUCAGUUGGCUCGCGCCAACGGCGAUUCCCCACCGAGUCAGUUACUCUCCCGACAUCUGAUCUAUCUGUAUAACAGGAAGCUACCCAUAGAAAAAGACCUCGCGCUCUUUAUCAGUGAUGCCAAGACGGUGUGGCGCCACUUCGAUCGACCAGUCAUAAAAAAACACAUUUUAGAGAAGUCGGUUGAACUAGUAGCAGGGGGAAAUCUACGAGACCAACAAGCAGAAUUGCUAAAAACUCUAUUUAAGGAAGUAGUCGACUUUAAUGCUAAGCACCCGGACCAGCUAAUCCAGCUCAAUGAAUGCGCAACUGUUGUUAAGUGCAUUCGAGAGCUCAUUGGCGACAACGAUAACGAAACCUUCAGGCUGUGGAUGCGAUACAAUAACAAUUGCCACUGGAAUUCUGAGUCAAUUUUAGAGAUUGGUACGAAUGAUCAGAUGUUAACUACGAUUCAGAGUCAGUGUUCCACGGAGUGGAAUGAUGAUGUGCUGAGAGAAGCCAUCACCCAGCCAAGGAAUUCCGCUGUACAGGAAAACUUACUAGAUUUUUUCUUCAAACGCCCUGUUUACAACUACUCUAUGUACGAAAGCAUGUCUGAGCGGCCGAGGGCGAUUCGGCACUUUUUGGAGAAAGAACCUCGCGUGAUUGCCAAGUACUUCCAUCAAAUUAUCGAAGACGGCAGGGGCUGCCGUGAGUUCGAUGACUAUUCCCUAUUUAAGCUGUAUAACCAUCUGGGGCUGGACUCUGAACUAGUCGAAGCUUUCUCGCCUCUAGUGUCAGCGAGCAUUAAAUUGGAUUAUAAAUCAACUGUUAUCAAGGCAUUGUCUCAAGUUAUGAGUACCAACGAUUUUCUACCCUUAAUCGCCGAGUAUGUUCCGACAAAGGCGAAACUGGACAUUUGUGACGAAAAUCAAAAUCAGCUUUACUCGACCCAGCGCGAUGUCGCAAAAUAUUUAAAAAAUCUUGAAGACGUUGUGCCUUUAGUGCCCCUGUUGGAACAUUUUUGUCAAGGAGAUUAUUUUCAAGUAAGUCGCCCUUUACUUUACAAGGUUCUGUAUCGGGUCAGUGAAAAGCAAGCAACCGACAUCAUCAAACUACUAAUGAGAAAAGCUGUUUCUGUUAGAAAACACGCCGCGUAUUUUGGCUUUGCAUUGGCCAAUCACAGCACCGCGAUGCAGGUGCUCCAAGGGUUCAGCAAGGACGAAUUGGUUCGAAAGUAUGUCACUAAAGGAUUGUUUCAAUACUGUAUAAAAAACCCUACGUUGCCCACUUUGAACAUGUUGCUUGCCUGUUUAGAACAUAUCAAUAUGAAGGACACGGAACUGAUCGAUAUAUUAAUCCGAUCAUCGUCCAAGCUGCCCAAACAGUUCCAACCCGCCUUGAUGAUGAAAUUCUGGACAACUAUUGAACAAGACGCAGUGAAUGCCAAACGUUUUGGACCGAAUUGGAGUCUGCAAAUCGGUCGUUUUAGUGACGAUAUGUUUUUGAAAUUUCCAGAACCUUUUUGUGGUCAAGUGAUUGGAAAAUAUUUUCUGUCUGAAAUUAGCUUCGAUGGUAUAAAUACUUUUGUCUGUAUGUACUUGUCAGUAUACCAAAAGCCAGCCCAUUUCAUUGAAGUGUUUAGCAAGAUUUCGACGCAUAAAGAGCUGCACUGGAAUUCAAACAACUACAAUGAGCAGGGCAACAUUUUUAGCUUUUUUGCACGAGCUUACAAAAUGUUUCCAAAUCGAUCCAUAACUUUCCUCAAUUUGUUUAGAGACCAUUGGAAACGGCUAUUUAGCUAUGAGGAGUGUUUUGCCGAAAAUCUAGGACUAGAUUUGAUGCUCAUCUACAUGGAGUGUCCCCGUAUCGAAGAAUUUGCCAACAAGCUGCAUGGUAUACUGCACGGGAUGAUCAAUCUUUAUGGCACCUACAUAAAUCACUUGCUUCUUGACGGCUUGACUUUUCUAUUCCAAGAGUCGCGAGUUUUUGGGCUUUGUCAAGUGGCUUUGCAGCUUUUACAAAUUGAACCCACAGAGCUGAAUUGCUUUCUGGCAGUUAAUAUUGCUGAAAAGGCCUCCUUACCGACCGAGGAAAAGGAGCAAAAAGCACUUUUGAGCUGUUUAGAAAAAGUGGACUACUUUUACGUAAAAGUGCGUUACAAUACAUUGCAAAAUAGACUCUCCAAGCAGCAAUGAUCUUAUAAUAGGACCCAUAGGGAAAAUGGAGUUCACUUUCUCUGUGAUGGGGCCUAGUUUUGUUUAGAUCCUUGCGUUUAGCCUCCUAAGGGACUCUCAUACCAUCUCUGGGUCUGGUGUGGUCUUUCCUACCGAUCUUCGUGAGUUUGGUUUUUGCGACUUGGCCCGGUUUGCCCAUUUUUUAUCUGGUAUUCAAGGACCGAUUCUGAAAGAGCUGCAAUUUUUUUGUUUUUUUAUUUUUAGAUUUAUUGCGUAAAUUACAACAAUAGAAUUACCGAUUCAGUUUCGCAUUGUAUUCUCUCUCAUUGGUGCAUUUGGAAUUUAUUUAUUUAUAUAAAUGUGAUACUAAC
This is a messenger RNA of Dendroctonus ponderosae (mountain pine beetle), 4075 nucleotides long. RefSeq lists its product as uncharacterized. Lineage: Eukaryota; Metazoa; Arthropoda; Insecta; Coleoptera; Curculionidae. Bases 198 to 3725 code for a protein of 1175 amino acids. The record is from RefSeq and is a predicted model, not a curated record. The transcript is spliced from 6 exons.